CAAUUUUUUUCAGUGAACCAUUCCUACCAUGACCAGUGAGGGAUAAUUUGGCCCUUGGAAUACACCAUGGGAUUAUUUCACCAACCUUAUGCACUUUUCUUAUUCUCAUGUUCUCUUUGAGCAGCCUGCUGGCCUUUAUCUAGUGAAAAUUCAGACGAGUCCUAAUGACAGCAUGUUGUGGGCGCUGGACAACAGAGGCAAUGUGCAUGUGCGCGUCGGCAUCACUGAGGAGAUGCCUGUUGGAACUGCCUGGGAGCACAUUCCUGGACUACAGGCAAGUCAACUGGUUCUAAGUCUGAGGACCGCUUGGGUUCGCCUUUAUAAUGGUGCAGUGGCUCGUCGAUACGGCAUUACAGAGAAGAACCCAGCUGGAGACUACUGGAAGAAGAUCCCAGGACUGUUCAGCUGGCUUGCAGUGACCCCGAUGGAUGAACUGUGGGCGGUUGCUCCUACUGGUGCUCUCAACCAGCGCCUUACCAAGACUCUACAAAACAAUAGGAGCAAAAACCAUGGCAACGUGGGUUCUCUGAGUGGAGAGGAGCUGGAGGAAGAGUGGGAGGUGAUUUAGAUGCCACUAAUUGUGUCAAAGCAUCCCAGAAUCACUGUUCUGUGAAAUAUCUUUCUAGGCACUUUACUCAUUUCUUCUUAAAGGAGUAGUUCACCUAAAAAAAAUGAAAAUUCUGUCAUUUACUCACCCUUAUAUGUUGCUCAAAUUCUUAUGAGUAUAUUACGCUCUAUUGAAAUUGAAAUAAUACACUCUAUUGGGGGUGUGUUUUUUUAAUUCCUUGUGCACCUUAUGACCUGAAAUUGUUUCCCCAUUUUGUUUUA
Messenger RNA from Sinocyclocheilus rhinocerous, 828 nucleotides. RefSeq names its product tectonin beta-propeller repeat-containing protein 2-like. Lineage: Eukaryota; Metazoa; Chordata; Actinopteri; Cypriniformes; Cyprinidae. Bases 89 to 568 code for a protein of 159 amino acids. The record is from RefSeq and is a predicted model, not a curated record. The transcript is spliced from 3 exons.